Perca flavescens (yellow perch) is the source of this 1152-nucleotide messenger RNA. RefSeq names its product cAMP-regulated phosphoprotein 19a (gene arpp19a). The record is from RefSeq and is a predicted model, not a curated record. NCBI's taxonomy places the organism in Eukaryota, Metazoa, Chordata, Actinopteri, Perciformes, Percidae. The transcript has 3 exons. Bases 168 to 518 code for a protein of 116 amino acids. Gene Ontology annotation, cellular component: cytoplasm. Gene Ontology annotation, molecular function: protein phosphatase inhibitor activity.
CCGAACGUGGGCGCGCUUGGUGUCUCCGCAUGUGACGUAAUUACUGCUUGUGCGGGAGUGCGAGCUCGAUAGGACUCGUAUGGGUACGGAAAGUCAGAGCAGGGGAUUUGUGGAUCACUUGUUCAACUAGUGAACAUUAUCUUGUCUGAGAUCACGAUAACAUAGAAAUGUCGGGGGAUAACGAAGAAACACAGACCACCGAGAACACACCAGCGGACGAGAAGCAGGCUCAGGACAAGGUGAUCAGUCCUGAGAAGUCAGAGGAGGCUAAACUGAAGGCCAGAUACCCAAAUUUAGGAAAUAAACCUGGGGGUUCUGACCUGCUUCGCAAACGGCUCCAGAAAGGGCAAAAGUACUUUGACUCUGGAGACUACAACAUGGCUAAAGCCAAGAUAAAGAACAAGCAGUUGCCGACAGCUGCGCCGGAGAAGACGGAGAUCACAGGGGACCACAUCCCCACCCCCCAGGACCUGCCCCAGAGGAAACCUUCUCUGGUGGCUAGUAAACUUGCCGGCUGAUGCACACACAGCCCCUGCAGCACCUCCCCGCUCUGACCCUCUCCACUCACGUCUCAGAGUUGUAACAUUACCUCUCCCACCCCUCACAGUACCUGUCCCCUGCCUAUGCCCCCUCCCCACCAGCCUGGACUCCACCCAACAGGAACCCACACCUAGCGAACUGGCUAACUGAUACCUUCAAAUCCUGUUUUAAUUUUGUUUUCAUGGCAUCUGGCCCUGUCUACUGCCUCCUAUCCUUGUUUCCCCCACUACUUCUCCAAACUGACUGCCCUUCUGUUAUUGUCUUCUUACUUUUCCAUGUUCCUUUUUUAUUUUCUCUUUACUUCAAUGUAAGAUACGCUGAAAGACAGGACAUCCAAGUGUGAGUGUGAGGAGCGAUUUGUGACACCUUUCUACGACUGAUGGAUGACUGAUACCACAGUUUUUACUGGCUGAAGAGAGGGCCGAGCAGCCCUUACAUGUUUAGAGGGCUUUAGUGUGGUAAGCAAGAUCCAUCAGUUUGGAAUUGUGUGUAUAUAAAUAUAUAUAUAUAUUUCCAUUGUUUGGCACAGGGGCAGAAGUCAGUCCUUUUUUUAGAAUGUUUUAAAUCAGAUUUGUAUCAUUCACUGUAUGUCCUUAUUCUAAAUUAUGCUAU